GCGAAGGGAAACAAUAAUAAAUGGACUUGCUGAUGAAUUUUGAAUAGCAAUGGUCUUGGAGAAACGUCUUCAAAUAUUUAAUUCUAUUCUUGAAUUCAUUACAUAAACAGUUUUAUAAUGUAUUCGAGGGCUCAUUUGAUUAUUGAAAGAGAGCAUAAGAAAUUAGUGGAGGAUCCACCAUGGGUAUGAAAAUGUUGCAUUGAAUUGUAUUGAGACUUAAACUUUAACUCAGUACUGAGAGUGAGAGUGUGAUGACAGUGAUGAGUGUGUCGUGAGUCGUAAGAUAACUAAAUAUUUUAUAAAUAAAGAUAAAAAAGUGUAUACUUUAAAUUAAAUUACUUUUAUGUAAACUUUAUGUAUACUUUGUAUGUAGAAAUGUAUACUUUAAAUUAAAUUAUUUCUGAGUAAAAUACUGAAACAUUUUUUUGAAUAUGAAUGACUCAUUUAGCAAUUAAUCCAAUUUUUAGGUCUUUGCCUAAUUAGUCUAAUGUCAAUGUUUUAUUGAUGUCAAUGAAAAUAAUUAUAUUAACAUUCAUUAAAUAUUUUUUGUCAUUGUGAUGUGUGAAGUGUAGCUACUACUACUAGCCUAGCCUAUAAAUAUAAUCACACAAGAUGAGUUCAAUCAAAUCACAGUAAUAACAGUAAUUAUUUUAAAUCUUAAAUCACCCUCAAUUUAUUAUUUAAUACCCUUUAACUUUGACGUGGGGUACAGAAAAUGAGUAUUGUGUUUAAAUUAUUUUUUUUUCAUACUUUGAAUAUUAAAAUAAAUUUAAUUUUUAAUAACCUAAUUCAUAAGUCUGAUAUUCAUAAUUGCACAAAAUACUUUAAAAAUAUUUAUGAUAUUCUUUUCCAAAAAGGGUAUUGAAGCCUGGCCCUUAUAUGAAGACAGUAUCUUUGAAUGGAUGGCAAAAAUUAAAGGACUUAAAAAUACAGACUGGGAAGGUAUACUAGUGUUUCUUUGGUAGGGUUGCAGAGUCAGACUGAGUCACACAAAAAAAUUAAAAUUCCAGAUAUGUUUAUAAAAAAAUAGAGAGUUCUAUAAUCUCUUCCUCUUUCUGUGUUUUUAAUAUUUUUUGUAGAAUAAUUGUACUAACCUGUGUGUAUAUUAUGUAUAUUUAUAAACAGCACUGCGUUAUGAUUUGUAAAUUUUUCAUUAAACUAAAGAUUUCAGUGAGCAAAAUUCAUAGAUACUAUUUUAACUUGGUAUCAGUAUUAAGAUUGUCCUAUCAUCCUUUAGACUCAAUGAUGGCUGUCCAAACAUGCCAGCUCUCCACCCAUCCCCACUACAGUGUAAAGCAUCCUGGAAGUCUGCUAACCCUUGAAAUAACACCCAUUACUUUUACUUGAACUAGGAUGGGGAUUGUAUGACUCUAACAUGCCUCUUUCCCACUUCAGGAUACAAUAAGUCACCCCAUAUGAGAGUUUCUAAUGUGGGCCAGGGCCUUUCUACAUGAGUCUUAGCAAAAUACUUUUUAAAUUUAAGUUAUAUUGCAAAUAAUAUGGUAACUUAUUUAGUAUUCUAAAAAUAAUUAGGUGUAUGCUUUUUCUUUAAGAUAUAGAUACAGUUUUUUUUUAAAAUCCUUAUAGGUGGAAUUUUCAAAAUCUAUAUUAGAUUUGAUGAACAUUUUAAUAUUCGACCACCUCAGGUUUUCUUUCAAACAAUACCAUUUCAUCCUAACGGUAAGUCAGUUAUUUAUGAUUUAUUUUAAGAUUUAUUUACAAGUUCAGAUUAGAGCUUGUAUUGUUUUCACUCUGCUGGCUUUGAUAUUUUUAUAAAUUGCAUAUCAAUAUAUUCAAGCCUUUCCUUAAUUACAUUUCUUCACUUUUACUUAAAUAUUUUUUUGAGACACUUAUUGAAAAUAAAUAUGUGUGGUAUGUAAUAUUUAUAGUUUAAAAUAACAUGCUAAAAUUUAAAUACAAACUAUUUGAGUAAUAUAUGCUAUAUUUAGUUUACACACUUAUCAAUAUCUACCAGAAUCAUAUGAACGUAUUUUGGGUUAGAAAUCAUGAAAGAUAAUAAAAAAAUUGUACGUUUUUGUUAGUUAAACAUUUUUUAUUCUACUAUUUCUACCGACAAAUGUAGUUGUAUUUGAAAUAGAAAAGAAAAAUUAAUUUAUAUUUUACAGUUGAUGUUACAACAGGACGUCCUUGUGUGGAUUUUCUUGAUGAUAAUCAACAUUGGAAAGAAAGUUACAGUUUUUCUAUGGUUUUGAUUACGCUGCAAGUAUGUUUCUUUACUGUUCAUGGUUAUGGAACUAUUGUGCCUUUUUUAUCAGAACAGAUUAAUUCAUUUAAACUGAGUCUAUUUUAAGGUAAUAUUUUAUUCAUAUUGAAUCUAAAAAUACAAUUUAUAUUAACAUACCAUCCUUAUAUAACACUUAAAAAGUUCGUACAUUUAAUAUAAAUGUCUAAUAUUUCUUUUAUUGAACAUGUGUGUCACAUUACAAUUGAACAAAAAUGGUACAAGUUCUUAUGCAUUCCCACAGGCAUUGAUCUCAAAUCCAGUACUCAAGAAUGCUGUCAACACUGAAGCUGCCCAGAUGUUACAUAACUCUCCACAGUCUUAUCUUCAGAUGGUUAAGGAAUGUGUUAAAGCAAGUCAACUUGUAGAUGGUAAAAAAUGUAUAUUGUUAAGAAGAACAAAUUAUGUGGUACAAAAGUGUUCCAGUAGUCAGAUUAAUUAAAGAAAAUUAAAGAGUUAUUUCAUUUUUAAUUUCUUUACUUUUGAAAAGGAAGAGGAUGAUAGAUAAUUCUUUAUUACUAGUAACCAGUAAGUAGUAAAAAUGAUAUGAAAUGAAUUAUAUUUUUAAAAGUGUUUGUUUUACAUAAUUAACAUCUCAGGAUAAAAAAUAAACAAUUUUUAACAGCUGGAGGGGAGCUUUCAGGAGAUGAAGCACAAAACAGGCAAGAAAUGUCCAAUAUACCACCACAGAGUACAUUUCCACAAAAUAACAGUAACAAGCGUAGGACAAGAUUGUCGUUUGAAGAUUAUCACAGCACAUGGUGUGCUAUUGGCACAUCUAAGCCAAAACAAGAUACAACAAAUUCUUGUAAGAGCUUCUUAUAUCUCAACGUGAAAAAUUUUUUAGUGGUUCUUAUACAAUAGUUAAUUAAGCGUAAAUUUUAUGGACUUUGUAGUGAAAUCAUUGAUAAAAGUGAAGUACAAACAAAAUAACCCCAAGCAGAACAUUUAAAAGUUUUCAUUAAUCAACAAAAAUAUCCUUGUGUGAAAAAAGAUAGCUAGAAAUAAAGAGGAUAUGGUAAUUUCAUAAAAGAUCCAUGGUAAGUUCAUUUAAGGUCCAUUUGAAAAACAUUGUGAUUACUGAAAUAAUAUUUUUUGCUCUCUCAUUUAAUUCAUCGCAGAUAAAAUAUUUAAAUGAAUUUUCGUUUCAUUUCGUUUGUUAAGAGAAUAAUUAAAACAUUUAAAUGUAUCUAAAUAACAAGGAAGCUCUGGAGUGUUAAUUAACCCUUCAGAUGCACUUAUUUUUAGUGAAUUCAGUUUUUUUGUUUUGUUUUUUUUACAUCUGACAAAAAAAAACCCUUUCAGAGAAAAGGGAGGUAAAGCACUGAGCAGUGAAAAAAGAAAGAUCAAUAAAAUGUGUUAGAGAAAUAACUUUCAAUUAAACUUUUCAGAUUUAGACACAAUAAAAGAUCAGGAUCGACUACAGGAGAUUCAUCUUGGUCUGCCUAGGAAAGAAGUGGAGGAGCAUUUAAAAAAACAGAUGGAAGAGUAAUUGGCGUCAAAAUCAUUUUGUUUAUACAUUUUAACCAGAACUAUAAAGUCAUGAAGAUGAAAUCCAGCCUUUUUAGCCAAUCCUUUUUAAAUAUUUGAGUUAAUUGAAAUGUUAAAAAUUGUCCAUUUUGAAAGGUUUCUAUAAAAAUAACUUUUGGUUUCAUCAUUUUUUUGAAUCUGCAAUGGAAAUGAUCCUACAUGGGUUUCAUGUACUAGAAUAUACUCCUCCAGAGUGAUUGAAAUGAAGUGUAAUAUCUAAAGCCCCACUUAAAAUGACAGUUUUAACUUUAAACCAAACAAGACAGUGCCUUUUGCUGUUAGACAUCCAGAUCACUUGAAUUGAUUGAAAGGGAAUUGGGGGGGGGGGGUUGAUAGUUGAUUAAGAUAGUGUAAACCCAGGUUAGUUACAUAGUGUGUACCCAUUUGAAUUAAUAAGAAUAAAUACAGAGUAUAGUAAAUAUUUCAGUAUAGUCAACAUCAGGCACUAAAAUAUAAACAUGAUCAGACUUUACGUUCCAAACAAAGGUUCUGCACUCAACAUUGAGGUUUAUAAGAGUGAGUGAGGGCAUGCUGAUUAGAAGUUCUGUGAUAAAGCAGUCAGGUAGCUUUCUAGCUCUGACAUUAAGGGUUUUAACUUGGCCCUUGAGAGUAGGACAGGAACGAAUGCAGGUGGGCAACAAUAUAAGGCACUUGAUAAGUACUUAAGAGUAAAUGAUGGAAAUCAUAAACUUAGAUCAAGUCUAGGUUUGGGAAGUUAGUUUAGUAGAUCAUGAGCUGUAUUUGCCCAUGCAAUUCAAAGAUUCUUUGAUGCUUUUCUUUAGCCAUAACACAAUGAUGUAUGGAGUAUUUAAAAACAAACCAUCCCUUGACACAAUCAAGGCAGCGAAACUCGCUAAGCUGGAAAAGAUGAAGCAGAUUUAUCUCCCACCUCAAAGGACAACAGGUAGGACUUCUAUUAUGUGUUUCAGGUAUACUGCAUAUAGCCAGUCUCAGUUAUCCAGAUUGUGGAUUAUCCAUAUAUAUAUAUAAAUAUAUAUAUUAUUAUAGUUGACAAUACCAGACCUGUUUACUCUUACGAUUUUGGUGUACAGUACAAUGUACGAUUUAGAGGCAUAUAAUUAUAUAUACUGUAUGUUUAUUUUUUUACUGUUAAGAUAAUGUAUUGAAUGAUUUUGUGAUGAUAUUGUACGAUUUUAAGAGUUUGAGGGUAAACAGGUCUGCAAUACCGCAUGAACAGUCAAUUGGGCUAUAGUGUGGCGCAUGACCAGUCCUGUGGACUGUCUGUGUGCACUGUAUCACCAUGAGGAGCAUGGCGAAACUGAUCAAGAGCUUGCUUGUUGUAUACUGUAUAUAUCAAUAUGUUAGUACUUAAUGUUUUAAAUAAAAACAUAACAAAUGGUGGCCAGUAUUUAGUAAGUACUAUUCAAAGUGAACUGUUGACUAGUACUAGUCUUAUACUUUUACUGUGUAAAUAUACAGACUUCACGUAACUACACGGUAUACAAGUAACAUGGCUGAGACAACUCUGACCCAGAUUUAGCUACUAGAAAUGCUGAGACAGCAAAAUGAAGCGUUGAUUAAAUUUGCAGGAGUGACUAUGUCUUAUCAGAUGAAAUUUGCAGGAGUGACUAUGUCUUAUCAGAUGAAAUUUGCAGGAGUGACUAUGUCUUAUCAGAUGAAAUUUUCAGGAGUGACUAUGUCUUAUCAGAUGAAAUUUGUGAGAUUUCAUCAUAAUGAAGAAUCUUCACAGAUUACUACGCUCAUUAUGAAACAUUUGUGUUAGAAAACACAAUACCAAAAGAAAAGCUCAAAUUUUUCUCAUAAAGCAAACACUGGAGAUUCACAAAUAGCUGUUAACACUGGUCAAACAAAGGGAUAAACAAAAAUAUAUAAAUUCAUUAUCAAUGGAAGAAUUCACUGAUGACGGACCAGUUUAACCCAGCAUAAUUUGCCAUAAACUAAUGAUUUCAAAUCUGGACCGACCCCCUUAGAAAGCCAGGGGAGACAAUUAAAGAAUAAACAUCACAACUUAGACAAGAGGCAGUAACUGUGAUUAUGGUGCACUAAAAAAACCUUCUGGAUGAAGCAAUGAGGACCAGGCUUAUACGCUCAGUCAAACGUGAAGUGAUUGUGAAGAUAUCAUUUAGAAUGAAGGACACAGAAUUGACCUUUAAAAAAGCAGUUGAAAUAGCAGCAGUGGGACCAGAGGAGGCAGCUAAAUGUGCAAAGGAAACAGUCCACCCAUAAGUUCCUGUUAAUAAGGUAAACACCAAAAGUAAUAAAAAAAACACCAUGCAGAACGGUUUUCUAAAUCACAGACAAAUUAUUUCCCAGUUGGAAAUGUGGGGGGAACUUGUGGCAGAUGUGGGGGAAAAUUUCAUAAGGGAAAUGUCUGCAGAUAUAGAGACAUGACAUGCCACAGUUGCCAUAAGAAAACGGAUCUUGAAAGAGUAUGUCUUCUUACACCAAGACAGAAACCAUGUUACCUUAAACCAAUAAGAAGGCAAAAAUAGGUCAAAACAGUCCCGCCAAUAAAUCAGGAACUACUCUUAGAAGGAAGAAAUUUGUAUUUGGAGUGGACACAGGAGCUGGGGAGAAUUUUAUGUCAGAGAAUGUAUGGCAAAAGCUUGGACAGCCAACAUUGAGUUCAGUAUUCAUUAAGUAUGAAUCGGCUCUUGAGGGCCAACUUAAUGUUCUAGGGAGUAUAGAAAUAAAAACUGAUAAAAAUGAAUCAUCUUCAAACACGUGCAUAAAAUACUACAAGUUUUCCAAAUCUUGCACACAAGACAUUUAGAAAUCAAUCCGAUAACAUAUUUAGCCAGAUCAUCUGUAUACUGUCCAGGGCUUGAUGCUCAAAUCAUGGAGCUGGGCAGAACAUGCCAGAGACCCUAAAAAAGCCAGUGACCACCCAUGGAUGCUGACAGAAAAACCAUGGAGUUGAGUGCAAAUGGACCAUGCCAUCAACUUCAAGGGACCACAAUCGCUGUUGAUGAUAGAUGCUUAUUCAAAGUACCUGUAUAUCCACAGGACAACAUCCACAUCAACCAAAGCCCUUGUUGAUCUUCUGGCGGAAGAUUUCAAUAAUUUUGGCUAUACACACACCAUAGUAAGUGAUAAUGCUACUAGCUUCGCCUGGAGAAUUCCAACAGUGGUGAAAAAAUAGGAGUAUGGUACAUCUCGUUGGUGCUCCCUAUUAUCCCUCUAUGAAUGGAUCUGCAGAACGAUUGAUCCAAAGCUUUAAAAGCUCACUUAGGAAAUCCUCAUAACUUUUAAGAGUACUCAUAUAAAAGUAGAAGUUCAGUUUAUAAACUUAUAUGUGACUUUUUCUUAACAAGCACAUCAUUAGGUAGUUAUCUAUUAGUAUUACUAAGGGUAAGCAGGGAAAAAUGAAGCAACUAGUAGCAAUUGACCAAUUGACAUCUUUUGUUGGCAGCUGUGACCCAGGAACAAAGGAUUACAGAGGUGCCUCCGCCAAGUCGCAAUCAUCUGGGUGAAAAUGAUGUGUGGGAAAAUGAAGUGGAUGAACUGGUGAAAUGGACAAACAGCCUGAACUCCAACAGUAUUGAUGCCACGUAAAUAUUGUAUGUGGGUCAAUAGCUGUAAUCUCAUGCUGAAUUUAUUUUUAUUUUUAAUUGGUUUAAUUUUAAUGCUUUUUAAUAUUUCUACCAUGCAUGCAUGGACGUUGUUUGCUAUCUAAGUUGUAAUUUUGUUAAGUAAGGUUUUAUUGACAUUUUAUUACACAAUAAAAAUGAUGCUGUAAAUAAUAUCAUUAAAUAAGAGUUCCUAGAAUAACAUUUUUAAAACUUUGAUAUAUCAUUAAAAAAACACAACUGAUUUAAAUUAAAAUAAUCAGCAGUUUUCUUCAAUAGAUUAAGAAGACAAGAAAUAUAGUUUACUGAAAUAAAAAUUAAAAAAAAGAAAAAAAAAGAUAUAACACUAUAACAAUUUAGAUUUUCUAUCAGAUAUAUUUAUUACUUUUAAAUUGCAACAGUGCAUAUAAUUCUCCCUCGUAUGCACUCAAAUAAAUCCUCAGAUCAUUGACAUAAAAUAUGAUAAAAACAAAGGACACCACUAGCCAUGCUCAAGAUCAGCAUCUUGCAUAAGUACUUUAAUAAAUAAAUUAUGUGAGAAAUCAUUGACCUGAAUUACUUUCUGACAU
Messenger RNA from Lymnaea stagnalis (great pond snail), 7892 nucleotides. The record is from the annotation of a GenBank genome assembly. Lineage: Eukaryota; Metazoa; Mollusca; Gastropoda; Lymnaeidae.